AUGUCGACCAACUUCCGCGACCGCGCCAUCGCCGAGGUGCAGAAGGCGAUCACGGCCGACCACAACAAGGAGUACCAGAAGGCCUUCGACCUCUACAUGUCCUCCAUGGAGCUCUGGGUCAAGGCCCUCAAGUGGGAGAAGAACAAGGCCCUCAAGGCAACCAUGCAGGAGAAGAUGGCCACCUACCUCGACCGCGCGGAGAAGCUCAAGCAGUUCCUCGCCGCCGAGGCGGAGAACACCAAUGACGCGGGGGGCGGCAAGGGGCUCAUGGGCGCCAACGGCGGGGGCGCUGGCAAGGGCAAGGCUUCGGCCGAGGACGAGGACAGCAAGAAGCUGCGUAACGCGUUGGCCGGCGCCAUUCUUCAGGAGAGGCCCAACGUGCGGUGGGAGGACAUUGCCGGUCUCGAAGGUGCCAAGGAGACAUUGAAGGAGGCCGUGGUGCUGCCCAUCAAGUUCCCCAGUCUCUUCCAGGGCAAGCGAAAGGCGUGGAGAGGUAUCCUGCUGUACGGCCCUCCCGGUACCGGUAAGAGUUAUCUGGCCAAGGCCGUUGCGACUGAGGCAAACAGCACAUUCUUCAGCAUCAGCAGUUCGGAUCUGGUCAGCAAAUGGAUGGGUGAAAGUGAAAGGUUGGUCAAAAAUCUAUUCGCAAUGGCACGAGAAAAUAAGCCAUCCGUCAUCUUCAUCGACGAAGUCGACGCUCUUGUUGGACCCAGAGGCGAGGGCGAGUCCGAAGCUUCACGUCGUAUAAAGACCGAGUUCCUCGUACAGAUGGAUGGUGUCGGCCAGGACAGUGAUGGUAUCCUUGUUCUAGGUGCGACCAAUAUCCCCUGGCAACUCGACUCAGCGAUCCGUCGACGAUUCCAAAGACUGGUCCACAUUGGUCUGCCAGACGCCAAUGGCCGAGCGAGGAUGUUCAAACUUGCCAUUGGAGACACUGUGACGGCAUUACAGCCCAGUGAUUUCAAUAUUCUCGCAAGCAAGUCCGAGGGCUACUCUGGAAGCGACAUCACUAACCUGGUGCAACGUGCGCUUAUGCGCCCAGUGCGCAAGGUUUUGCAGGCAACACACUUCAAACCGGUGAUGAAGGAUGGCAAGCGGAUGUUGACCCCAUGCUCGCCUGGUGACCCGGAAAAGAUCGAGAUGACCUACGACGACGUCAAGAGCGACGAACUGCUAGCGCCUGACGUUGCGCUGCAGGACUUCGAGGUGGCACUGGAGGAUUCGCACCCGACCGUGGGUAAGGAAGACAUUGCGAAACAGGUAGAAUGGACGAAUAAUUUUGGAAGCGACGGCGCAUGA
This is a messenger RNA of Clonostachys rhizophaga, 1299 nucleotides long. Lineage: Eukaryota; Fungi; Ascomycota; Sordariomycetes; Hypocreales; Bionectriaceae. The record is from the annotation of a GenBank genome assembly.